GCUCACUGCUACGGACUAUGACUGAUAGACCCACCUGGCAACUGAAGGUUGUCCAACAGGGAAGACAGAACACCUGUGAUCUGUGUGUCCCACCUUCACAUGCAACAAUGAGGACUGUCUCACUCUGCGUUCUGUGGGCCUGUCUCAGCCUGGGGCUGGCUGCAGUGGCUGUAAACGGAUGGAGGACAAACAGAGGACAGGAGAAAAAUCCAGACAGAAGUGAAGCAGCAUUCACAGCAGAGAUGCUGCUCAAGAGAGUGAAACGAGGUUGGAUGUGGAACCAGUUUUUCCUGCAGGAGGAGUACACAGGCAGCGAUUUCCAGUACAUCGGAAAGCUCCAGUCAGACCAGGACCGGGGCGAUGGAUCAGUGAAGUAUGUUCUCUCUGGUGAGGGGGCUGGCACUAUCUUUGUCAUUGAUGAGAAUAAUGGUGACCUGCACGCCACUCGUCGCCUGGAUCGUGAGGAGAAAGCUUUUUAUAUCCUCAGAGCCACUGUAGUCAACAAACGUACAGGUCAUAAGCUAGAGCCAGAGACUGAGUUCACCGUCAAGCUUCAUGACAUCAACGACAACGAGCCUCAGUUCAGCAAAGAAGUUUACACUGGCAGCAUACCUGAGAUGUCUGAUAUGGGUACAUCAGUCAUUCAGGUUACCGCGACAGACGCUGAUGACAGCAUGUACGGAAACAGUGCCAAACUGGUCUACAGCAUCAGCCAGGGACACCCAUACUUCUCUGUGGAUGCAAACACAGGCGUGAUCCGGACAGCCUUAGGUCCUGGUGACAUGGACCGUGAGCAGCGAGAACACUACCAGGUGGUGAUUGAAGCCAAAGAUAUGGCAGGACAGAGAGGAGGUCUCACUGGUUCUACUGUGGUUAACAUCACCCUCACGGACGUCAAUGACAACCCACCCUACUUCACUCAGAGUAUUUACCAGUUCAGAGUUCCUGAGUCUUCAGCAGCUGGCACACAAGUCGGCAGAGUUGAAGCAACUGAUAAAGACAUCGGACCGAAUGCUGCAAUGGUCUUCACUAUUGUGAGCGGAGAUGGCAUGGACAUGUUUGACAUUUCCACAGAUAAAAACACACAGGAGGGCAUCAUCACCGUCAGCAAGCCUUUGGAUUAUGAAAAGAAACAGUCCUACACUGUGGAGAUCCAGGUCCAGAAUACAGAGGUGGACCAGCGCUUCAUGUUUGCAGGGUCCAAAGAUGUGGCAACAGUUCGCAUCAGUGUGGAGGAUGUGGAUGAACCGCCCAUGUUUGACAAAGCCAGCUACCUGAUGGAGGUGAAGGAAGAUGCCGCAGUGGGUGUGGCUGUGGGAUCCGUCACUGCCACUGACCCCGAUGCUGUUCGCAGCCCUGUCAGAUACUCAAUCGACCGUCGCACGGACAUGGACCGCCUGUUCAAUGUGCAUCCAGGGAAUGGAUCCAUCUUCUUGCUGAAAGGCCUGGACAGAGAGGAGAUUGCCUGGCAUAAUAUCUCUGUCAUUGCUACUGAGUUCAAUAAUCCUCGUCAGAGCAGUCAUGUUCUAGUCUACAUCCGCCUACUGGACGUAAACGACAAUGCGCCAACCUUCGCCAUUGUUUAUGAGGCCUUUGUCUGUGAGAGGACCAAGACUGGGCAGCGGAUUCAGACGGUGAGUGCUGUCGAUGCUGAUGAGCCAUCAACAAGCCACAGGAUUUCCUUCAGGCUGGCUCCUGAGGGCUCCUCCCACAGCAACUUCACUGUCCGUGACAAUGGAGAUAACACCGCCAGUAUCCUGACACGCAGAGCCAGCUACAGCCGCCUUCAUCAGAGCGUCUACCUGGUGCCUGUUGUGAUCACUGAUGGCGACUACCCCAUACAGAGCAGCACGGGUACGCUCACCGUGAGGGUGUGCACCUGUGAUCGUGAUGGUAUUAUGGAGAUGUGCAAUGCUGAAGCUCUAAGCAGCUCUCCGGGACUCAGCACCGGCGCACUCGUUGCCAUUCUCCUCUGUGUCAUCAUACUGCUGAUGAUCGUGGGUCUGUUCACAGUCUUAAAGCACCACAGGAAGCAGGAACCUUUGAUCAUCUCUAAGGAGGAUGUGCGGGACAAUGUCGUGAGCUACAAUGACGAGGGCGGAGGAGAGGAAGACACCCAGGCCUUUGACAUCGGCGCGCUGCGUCACCCAGACGCUGCCGCACUGGAGGAGUGCGCCAAACAGAGGCGUGACAUCAUCCCCACUGACACCUUGCUGUAUCCCCCACACUGCUGCACCGCCCCCACCUCCAGCCUCGCCAACCCGCCCGCCAACAGGCCGUCACAAGACAACGGCAACGUGCGAGACUUCAUCAACCAGCGAGUUCUGGAAAAUGACUGCAACCCUACAGCGCCACCAUAUGACUCGCUGGCUACAUACGCUUACGAGGGGGCGGGGUCUGUGGCUGAGUCUCUGAGCUCGCUGGGCUCAGCGUCGUCCGAGGCCGAGCAGGAUUACAACUACCUGAGUGACUGGGGACCUCGCUUCAGGAAACUAGCUGACCUGUACGGUGCAGAGGACGGUGUCUUCUCCUAACAAACACACACACACACACACACUUCAAAGCCACAUUUAAAGAAAAAUUCCCGUCAUUAUUCCAACUGCUGCCAAAGUGAAUAUUAGAGAUUGGGAAUGUUGGGGAUAGGCUUUCGGAAAAUGUUGCCAUUUAUCAAACACACAACGUAAACCUGUCGCACGUUAUUUUUAAAAUUCAUGACAGGUUUGAGUGCGAUUAGCCAGCGGUGGGGCGGAGCCCAAAGAUUUGUAAUUCUACUUGGAAGACAUCUUCAGAGGCGGAAUCAUCAAUCAAAAUUGGACUUUACGUAUAUUUUUAUGAGAAUUUGACUUUUCCUACUUCCAGCCUGCAUUUUCCACAAAGUCGCCAAAUAAGCCGAAUUGUUUUUUUUUGCUGAAGCUUCUGCCUUUUGUGCUGUAACCUGACGGAAGCCGAGUGUUUUCAACCCGACGUGUCGUCACACACUUUUCUCUUCAUUUUUGACUAAGUGCCCUUCUGCUGCCCUUGCAGCCGGCCGGUGAACCUGGAAGCAGCUGAUUGGCUCAGACUGGGUGGUGAACGACUCGUGUGAUUGCUGUUGUCUGUUUUGCUGUUGUGUAUAAAAUGACCAUUCCCGAUGAGCUGUUCUUCUUGCGAAUCGCCUUCUUCUGGACUCAUACGAUUAAAUGCACUGAUCGAUGGUGUUUACACGGGUUUUUGUUGUUAAUUUUUGUGCCACACACAUUGAGAUGCUCACAACAACAUUUUUCAAUUCUUAGGUUCUUGAAGAAUGAUUUUGGAAUAGUAUCACGCUGCGGUUAUUUUAUUUGAGAUGUUUAAUGAAGGACAUGAGGAAGCCUUCUUUGUGAAGGUUUUUCUGGAAGCAUUUUUUUCAUAUCUGUUUUCUUUCUUGCAUAAUG
Messenger RNA from Thalassophryne amazonica, 3413 nucleotides. RefSeq names its product cadherin-6-like. Gene Ontology annotation, biological process: cell-cell junction assembly; cell morphogenesis; calcium-dependent cell-cell adhesion. Gene Ontology annotation, molecular function: cadherin binding; calcium ion binding. The coding region runs from base 18 to 2534 and encodes 838 amino acids. The transcript is spliced from 11 exons. Lineage: Eukaryota; Metazoa; Chordata; Actinopteri; Batrachoidiformes; Batrachoididae. Gene Ontology annotation, cellular component: adherens junction; plasma membrane; catenin complex. The record is from RefSeq and is a predicted model, not a curated record.